Oncorhynchus kisutch (coho salmon) is the source of this 4445-nucleotide messenger RNA. RefSeq names its product DNA-directed RNA polymerase II subunit RPB1-like. The transcript is spliced from 2 exons. Bases 1372 to 2223 code for a protein of 283 amino acids. Lineage: Eukaryota; Metazoa; Chordata; Actinopteri; Salmoniformes; Salmonidae. The record is from RefSeq and is a predicted model, not a curated record.
CGUGGCCGUGGUCCCUGUAUCUGGCCCAGGUGCAGAGCAGAUCCCAGAUUAGACAGACGGGCUUAAACCUUCUGUUGUCCAUCAGCUGUGAUGAAAGUCUUGGUCUGACAGGUACACAACAUGUAAUCCACCAAGAAGAGUCUGGAGAGUGUUGUCUUCAGGCUUAAAACAACAUCACAACACUGUAGACUGGAGCGUGUUGUUUUAAGCCUGAAGACAGCAUCACAACACUGUAGACUGGAGCGUGUUGUUUUAAGCCUGAAGACAGCAUCACAACACUGUAGACUGGAGCGUGUUGUUUUAAGCAUGAAGACGGCAUCACAACACUGUAGACUGGAGCGUGUUGUUUUAAGCCUGAAGACAGCAUCACAACACUGUAGACUGGAGCGUGUUGUUUUAAGCCUGAAGACAGCAUCACAACACUGUAGACUGGAGCGUGUUGUUUUAAGCAUGAAGACGGCAUCACAACACUGUAGACUGGAGCGUGUUGUUUUAAGCCUGAAGACAGCAUCACAACACUGUAGACUGGAGCGUGUUGUUUAAGCAUGAAGACAACAUCACAACACUGUAGACUGGAGAGUAUUGUUUAAGCAUGAAGACAGCAUCACAACACUGUAGACUGGAGCGUGUUGUUUAAGCAUGAAGACAACAUCACAACACUGUAGACUGGAGCGUGUUGUGGAGGCUUGUUAAGAUGGGUCUGUUGACACGCUGGGUGUAUUGUGGAGGCUUGUUGAGAUGGGUCUGUUGACACGCUGGGUGUAUUGUGGAGGCUUGUUGAGAUGGGUCUGUUGACACGCUGGGUGUAUUGUGGAGGCUUGUUGAGAUGGGUCUGUUGACACGCUGGGUGUAUUGUGGAGGCUUGUUGAGAUGGGUCUGUUGACACGCUGGGUGUAUUGUGGAGGCUUGUUGAGAUGGGUCUGUUGACACGCUGGGUGUAUUGUGGAGGCUUGUUGAGAUGGGUCUGUUGACACGCUGGGUGUAUUGUGGAGGCUUGUUGAGAUGGGUCUGUUGACACGCUGGGUGUAUUGUGGAGGCUUGUUGAGAUGGGUCUGUUGACACGCUGGGUGUAUUGUGGAGGCUUGUUGAGAUGGGUCUGUUGACACGCUGGGUGUAUUGUGGAGGCUUGUUGAGAUGGGUCUGUUGACACGCUGGGUGUAUUGUGGAGGCUUGUUGAGAUGGGUCUGUUGACACGCUGGGUGUAUUGUGGAGGCUUGUUGAGAUGGGUCUGUUGACACGCUGGGUGUAUUGUAUGUAUAGUGGACAUGGGUUAAUAAGAAGAGCACAUUUUAUAAUAGGAUAAUUAUAACCGAUUGCCAAGUAAGACAGACUGUGAAAUGCAUAGUUGGUUCCAUUUCUUACUCAAUAAAAAUGCUUUCUACUAUUCAUUCUGAUAUUUAUGCUCAUUCAUGCUCAUUAAAGAAAUUGUGUGCAUUCCCUAUAAAUGUAACUACUUUUGACCUGAGCCCUGACCUGAGCCCUAUAAGCCCUGACCUGAGCCCUAUGAGCCCUGACCUGAGCCCUAUUAGCCCUGACCUGAGCCCUAUGACCCCUGACCUGAGCCCUAUGAGCCCUGACCUGAGCCCUAUGAGCCCUGACCUGAGCCCGAUUUGCCCAGACCUGAGCCCUAUUAGCCCUGACCUGAGCCCUAUUAGCCCUGACCUGAGCCCUAUGAGUCCUGACCUGAGCCCUGACCUGAGCCCUAUUAGUCCUAUGAGCCCUGACCUGAGCCCUAUUAGCCCUGACCUGAGCCCGAUUUGCCCAGACCUGAGCCCUAUUAGCCCUGACCUGAGCUCUAUUAGCCCUGACCUGAGCCCUAUGAGUCCUGACCUGAGCCCUAUUAGCCCUAUGAGCCCUGACCUGAGCCCUAUUAGCCCUAUGAGUCCUGACCUGAGCCCUAUGAGCCCUGACCUGAGCCCUAUUAGCCCUAUGAGCCCUGACCUGAGCCCUAUUAGCCCUAUGAGUCCUGACCUGAGCCCUGUGAGCCCUGACCUGAGCCCUAUUAGCCCUAUGAGUCCUGACCUGAGCCCUAUGAGCCCGGACCUGAGCCCUAUUAGCCCUAUGAGCCCUGACCUGAGCUCUAUGAGCCCGGACCUGAGCUCUAUUAGCCCUAUGAGCCCUGACCUGAGUCCUGACCUGAGCCCUGUGAGUCCUGACCUGAACCCUAUGAACCCUGACCUGAGCCCUAUUAGCCCUGACCUGAGCUCUAUGAGAGAGCUCUAGAUCUCUCUCUGUCUCUCUGCCUGAUAUUCUAAACUUGUGUUUUCCCCUGUUCCCUGUGUUGACCUGUAUAGAGAAGGCCCUGUGUUGACCUGUAUAGAGAAGGCCCUGUGUUGACCUGUAUAGAGAAGGCCCUGUGUUGACCUGUAUAGAGAAGGGCCCUGUGUUGACCUGUAUAGAGAAGGCCCUGUGUUGACCUGUAUAGAGAAGGGCCCUGUGUUGACCUGUAUAGAGAAGGGCCCUGUGUUGACCUGUAUAGAGAAGGCCCUGUGUUGACCUGUAUAGAGAGGGGCCCUGUGUUGACCUGUAUAGAGAGGGCCCUGUAUAGAGAGGGGCCCUGUGUUGACCUGUAUAGAGAGGGGCCCUGUGUUGACCUGUAUAGAGAAGGGCCCUGUGUUGACCUGUAUAGAGAAGGCCCUGUAUAGAGAGGGGCCCUGUGUUGACCUGAAUAGAGAGGGCCCUGUAUAGAGAGGGGCCCUGUGUUGACCUGUAUAGAGAGGGCCCUGUGUUGACCUGUAUAGAGAAGGCCCUGUGUUGACCUGUAUAGAGAAGGCCCUGUGUUGACCUGUAUAGAGAAGGCCCUGUAUAGAGAGGGGCCCUGUGUUGACCUGUAUAGAGAGGGCCCUGUAUAGAGAGGGGCCCUGUGUUGACCUGUGUAGAGAGGGCCCUGUGUUGACCUGUAUAGAGAGGGCCCUGUGUUGACCUGUAUAGAGAGGGCCCUGUGUUGACCUGUAUAGAGAGGGCCCUGUGUUGACCUGUAUAGAGAGGGCCCUGUGUUGACCUGUAUAGAGAAGGUCCUGUGUUGACCUGGUAUAGAGAAGGAGACACAAAUGGCACUUAUUCCCUGUGUAGUGCACUACAUUUGACCCAUAGGGUUCUGGUCUAAAGUAGUGCACUAUGUAGGGAAUAGAGUUCCAUUUAGUAGACCUCCUUGGUAUCAUGACAGGCCUAGACUAGUGCUGCUCUGUUCUUCAGAGAGAUCUGGAUGAAUGAUCAGCAGUAAUGGGAGCAGAUGUUUCCCAGUACUGACACUACUGGGUGAUGUUCAUCACUCCUACAAUGUGCUGCUGAGUUGUUGUUUUUGUUGCAUUUCAAUAGUGGAGCAGGUGCAGUCAAAUUGGAGGCUGUUGACAAGGACCCAAUGAAUACAACUGUAUUGAUACAGCUUUAUGACCCAAAAUACCAGGCAGGUAGGAUCAUAGAACGAUACAUUCUAUGGGAAGAUGGCCCACGGCCUUUAAUUGAUACAGCUUUAUGACCCAAUAUACCAGGCAGGUAGGAUCAUAGAACGAUGCAUUCUAUGGGAAGAUGGCUUUAUGACACAACAUACCAGGCAGGUAGGAUCAUAGAGCGAUACAUUCUAUGGGAAGAUGGCUUUAUGACCCAACAUACCAGGCAGGUAGGAUCAUAGAACGAUACAUUCUAUGGGAAGAUGGCUUUAUGACACAACAUACCAGGCAGGUAGGAUCAUAGAACGAUACAUUCUAUGGGAAGAUGGCUUUAUGACACAACAUACCAGGCAGGUAGGAUCAUAGAACGAUACAUUCUAUGGGAAGAUGGCUUUAUGACCCAACAUACCAGGCAGGUAGGAUCAUAGAACGAUACAUUCUAUGGGAAGAUGGCUUUAUGACACAACAUACCAGGCAGGUAGGAUCAUAGAACGAUACAUUCUAUGGGAAGAUGGCUUUAUGACCCAACAUACCAGGCAGGUAGGAUCAUAGAACGAAACAUUCUAUGGGAAGAUGGCUUUAUGACCCAACAUACCAGGCAGGUAGGAUCAUAGAACGAUACAUUCUAUGGGAAGAUGGCUUUAUGACCCAACAUACCAGGCAGGUAGGAUCAUAGAACGAAACAUUCUAUGGGAAGAUGGCUUUAUGACCCAACAUACCAGGCAGGUAGGAUCAUAGAACGAAACAUUCUAUGGGAAGAUGGCUUUAUGACCCAACAUACCAGGCAGGUAGGAUCAUAGAACGAUACAUUCUAUGGGAAGAUGGCUUUAUGACACAACAUACCAGGCAGGUAGGAUCAUAGAACGAUACAUUCUAUGGGAAGAUGGCCCGCGGCCUUUAAUUGCCUACAUAAUUGAUGAGUUUAUUAUCCAAACACAAUUUUUUUGUAAAAACAUUUUUUUUUAACCUUUUAUUUAACUAGGUACGUUUUCACGUUUUGUGUUUUUUUCAUCAGAAAUGAUUGCUCAUGGGUGCCUUCAUGUGUCUGUAAAAUAU